UGGGGGGUCUGAGUCAGUGCGCCCCCUGGCGGCCAGACUCUAACGCUGCAUCAACAAAGCGCAGCAGCAGCAGCGGCGCACUUCAGCCCGGAAAUAUCGUUAGAAGAAGUUCCCCCCGAGCUUCCUGUUCGUUAAUCCACUUGUUGAGGAGAAGAGGGCGGGGGCGGGAGUUGGAAGUUAAAAGCCUCAACAGAAACGCACACAAUGCCGCUCUGAAACACGACGGUGGACGCGGCAGUGGCGAGCACCAUGUUCGGUUUGAGAGAGGCCGGCGUCCUCGGCGCCUCCGUCGCCCUAGCGGGGGGAGUCGCCUACCUCAUCUGGAACUACACGUUCUCCUCCGGGCAGAAGAAGCGUCAAGCCCGGCCCGGACAGGACGGUAGACGUCCCGGAGGGGAAGGAGAAGGCCAGAGGAGCGGGAAGGAGGAGGAGGAGGGGAGGAGGAGCGAGGACUCAAAGACCGGACAAACUGUCGUGGUCGCGGCCGCUGCGCCUGUUGCUUCCGCCGCCAAAGCUCCGUCAUCGCCUGAGUCCAGGCCCGUGGAGCCCAGAGGGACGCAGGUUCUGGUUCUGGGUCUGGAUGGAGCCGGUAAGACCAGCCUGCUGCACUGUUUGGCCACGGGCGGCCUGGAGCAGGACAUGCAGCCGACACAGGGCUUCAACGCCGUCUCCAUCAACAGAGAGGACCUGCACAUCGAGUUCCUAGAAAUUGGGGGUAAAGAGGAGCUGCGACCAUACUGGCAGAGGUACAUGCCCAAGGCUCUUCUGCUGGUGUUCGUGGUCGACGCCUCCGACCCACGGCUCUUCCCGGUCGCUAAGAAACAUCUACACGAGCUGCUGGCGUCUGACGCCCGCCUGCCUGUAAUGGUGCUGGCCAACAAGCAGGAUCUUCCAGGCGCCGGCAGCAUCACCGACCUCCACGACGCCCUGUCCCUGUCCGAGGUCGGAGAACGCAGGCUGUUCAUCAUCGGUACCCACGUGAAGAAGGGAGAGGCGGAGCUGAGCUCAGGCGUUCAGGACGCCCGGGACCUGAUCUUCCAGAUGGUUUGCGAGAGCAGAUGAAAACUCUCUGGUUACGGCACGUUGGUGGUUGUCACUCGGUCCUGUGUUUUUGAUCAAAUUCAAUAGGUUCUUUGCACUUUACUGUUUUCACGACACCAGGUUGGCUUAAACUCUUAAACUCUAAUUUAUUUGUGAGAAAAUUAAAACUUGUUGUCUUGGUACGUUACAGUUGGGAUUAAAGAACAUAUUCUUGUUUCAUCGUCACCAAAUGACCAGAUCUGAAAGAUAAAACGAUAUAUAUAUUUUUUUCCCCCAGACCUAUCUUUAUUUAAGCUGGGGGACUCUCCCAACAACCUCUUUUUCAAAUUUUAUCCUCACCAAAAAAAUUAUUAUUUUUUUGUCUCAGCAGGUGAUGGACGGAGCCGUUUAUUUUUGCUCUUUAUUCAUCUCUUACUGUCACUGAGCACGGUAGAUGAUGAUCCACGAGCAACUCGAAACGGCAGUUCGGGCCUCUGCCUUCAGGUUUUCACGCGGGUAGUCAGGUGGCACAGAAUCGCAGUGGGUUUAUUUUCCGGCUGCAGAUUCACCCAGACCAUCUGUGUACCUGCUGGUUGCAGCUUUAUCACCAGCAAUCAGGUAACAUCAUAGUUUCUUUUUUUCUUUUUCUUGUUUUUUUCUUGUGAGUGUGUAUGCAGACAAAAAUGUUAAAGCACUGUUGUAACAGACUUUUAUUUUUCUGAUUUGGACUGUGUCAUCACGUUAUUUGUGUUACUCACCUCCGACUUAAAGCUGUACCGGGCAAGAUUUUCACGAGGAAAUAAACAUAUCUUAUCAGUUUAAAAGUGCAAAGCGAGGCUCCAAUCCCAACAGAGUGUUACAUGAAUUAACCAUUGGUCCGCAUUACAUCGGUGCAGUCAACGGAAAUUUUCCGAGCAAAGCACAAACCUCAAGGGGACUCUGCUGGAUGCAGGUCAGUGAUGGUGCGUGGCGUGUUCUCUGGGUGUUUUUAAAUUCUCAUUCUUUUUAAACGAGCAGUGGCCUCGUCCUGCCAUUUUUUUUUUUUUUGAGGCCGCCAUGAAAACAUUGCUGAGUGCGGCUUUAAGAAAAAGGUAGGCUUUAAACUCGUCGGAGUCGUUGACAAGCUUUCUGUCGCGCCGUUAAUAUUGAAAUCAAAACAUCACUUCAGCGGGAGACCUCGAUUAUUUAACGUCUAAAUAAAACAGCUGUUUGUUGAAGCAGGGGGCGCCGAAACUGAGGGCGGCUUACUCCAGUAAUCAGUCGUUUUAUUGUAGUUUCAUUAACGAUGUUACCAAACCGUAACACUACCUGAUAGGAUUUCUCGCUGGAGUGUUAUUGUUAGAUGACAGCUUUAAAAGCAAAAGAACCUUUAUGGUAAAAGUUCUUUGGUGUCUACUUUGAUACGUGUUUUGUCUUGAUCUUAAGAAGGGAAUGAGACGUUAUCUUGGAAAGGGAAUAUAAACCACAUGUUUUUCUUAAUAUCUUUUGAAUAGCCUUUAUGUCUAAGCUUUAUACUCCUCAUUUUAUCUAAUUACUGUUACAUUUGAUGAAAUCUGUCCAGUUCACUGUCUGUAAACUUUGGGAUAAAAGCAAACUACGUUAUUGAAUUGUGCAAAGCCUUCAUAGUGUCGGGUCCACACGUAUUUGACGGUGACACAAUUGUCGUAAUUUUGCCUCUGUCCACCAACACAAUGGAUUUGAAAUGAAGCCAAUGAAGAUGGGAUUAAAGUGUCGACCUUCAACUUUAAUUCAAGGGGUUUAACAAAAUACUGCAUUAAUUACUACUGGAAUUACAGCCAUUUUUAUACGUAGUCCCUCAUUUUUAUUUUUUUUAUAUCUCUCUCUCUCUCUCAGGAUUAUUUUUAAUACUUCUUGAUUGUAGACUCUGACAAUAACACACCUGCCUCCUGAAGAGUGUUCUAGGCCUGAACAGUUGAUGUGAAGGGUUUUUUCUUCACCGAGGAAAGAAUUCUGUGAUCAUCCACUUUUGUUGUCUACUCUGCUCUUCCAGGCCCUGAUUGUUGAUUUGGCCACUCCUAAAAGUUUCUGUCAUCUGUCUGAUUUUGUUUUUUAGUUUUUGGUUUUGUUUUUUCAGACUAAUGAUGGCCUCCUUCUCUGGCAUCGAAACCCAUUUGAACCGCAUAUUGAGAGUUCGCAUGAUCAGCUGGAAUCCUCUUUUAUCCGAUCAUUUUUCAUAAAAUAACGAGGGAACAGCCCCUGGAAAAUUAGGGGCUAUCGAUAAAAAUGGCUUCCUAAACGACAUUUUUGUUAAACCCUUUGCAUAAAAGCUUAAAGUCUACAGUUCAGUCACAUCUUGGUGGCUUCGUUUUCAAAUCCAUUGUGGUGGUGGACAGAGGCAAAACUACUUAAUAUUAAAUUGUGUCACUGUCCAAAUACUAAUGGACCUGACUGUAUGUACCAUUUUUGAGGAAUGUAAAUUUUCCAAAGAGCACUUUUAAAGGGGGAAAAAAAAAAAAAAUUCAUCCAAAAUUUCUUAUUGUUUUCCAAAACUCGCCCGAUAUAAAGAAUUGUGUGAAAAGAUUCCUCCUGGUUCGAUAUCGUCUUACAAACUGUUUUUCACACUCAAAUAAAAUGUUCCCAGCAA
This is a messenger RNA of Xiphias gladius (swordfish), 3625 nucleotides long. RefSeq names its product ADP-ribosylation factor-like 9 (gene arl9). The transcript is spliced from 4 exons. The coding region runs from base 250 to 1062 and encodes 270 amino acids. Gene Ontology annotation, molecular function: GTP binding; GTPase activity. The record is from RefSeq and is a predicted model, not a curated record. NCBI's taxonomy places the organism in Eukaryota, Metazoa, Chordata, Actinopteri, Istiophoriformes, Xiphiidae.